Fragaria vesca subsp. vesca is the source of this 2877-nucleotide messenger RNA. RefSeq lists its product as uncharacterized. The coding region runs from base 1 to 2877 and encodes 958 amino acids. NCBI's taxonomy places the organism in Eukaryota, Viridiplantae, Streptophyta, Magnoliopsida, Rosales, Rosaceae. The record is from RefSeq and is a predicted model, not a curated record. The transcript has 7 exons.
AUGGUAGAUGUGGUAGCUGCAAUGGUGGAGGAUCAUGUUAUUUCUAGUAUUAAAUCUAGUUCUAGCAUCCGCCCAGUUGUUGAUUGUAGUGGGCAGCUAGACGCCCCAGUUGCUUCUAGUAAUGCUUUCUCUGCCUUAGCGGAAGUGGAUGAGGAUUUUGUGCUUGCCCCUCCUAAGACUGCCACUCCUGAUGUUACUCGCCUUGCUGCUCGUGUCAAGGGGCAAAACAUUGAUGCUUUACCUCUAGCAGUUUGGUCCAAGUCUUCGAAAAAAAAGAAAAGAGUCAUUGGUGACUUUAAUGUUACUAGAAGAUGUGAGGAAACUAUAGGUGGCAAUAGCCGUUUCACCAAUGCUAUGGAUGAAUUUAAUUCUUGUCUUCACAACUCUAAGCUUGAUGAUCUUAAUUACUCUGUACUGAGUUUUUUACCUCCUGGCAUUUCUGAUCAUGCAGCUAUGGUGGUUAAGGUCGGUCUUCCCUUCAGAAUCCGCAAAGCUCCUUUUAAGUUCUUCAACUUCUUAGCUGACAGGGAAGAUUUCAUUCCAAUUGUCUCUGCUGUGUGGGCUACUAAUGUUUGGGGUUCUAAACAAUUUCAAGUCUGGCGGAAGCUUAAACUUGUAAAGAAUCAAUUCAAGCUCCUCAACUGUAAUGUUGUUGAAAAGUUGUUGAAGAAAAAGUCUCGAGUGCAAUGGCUCAAGAAAGGGGACAAGAAUUCUACUUUUUUCUUCAAGACCAUGACCAAGCAUAGAAACAGGAAUCGUAUUGCCACUAUUAAUCGUAGUGAUGGUCCUGAUCUUGCAAAAUCUCUGUGCAACGAGUUCACUCAUGAUGAUAUUAGGGCUGUUUUCUUUUCUAUGAAUCCUAAUAAGUCUCCAGGACCAGAUGGGUUCAAUGGUUGCUUCUUCCAAAAAGCUUGGCUAGUUAUUGGAGAUAAUGUUGUUGCUGCUGCUGUUAAGGAAUUUUUCUCUUAUGGCUCCCUUCUUAUGGAGCUAAAUUCCACCAUAAUCACUCUCGUUCCUAAAGUAGCUAAUCCCACUACUAUGAGUGAUUUCAGACCUAUAUCCUGCUGCAACACUUUUUAUAAAAUUAUUGCUAAGUUAUUGGCAAAUAGGCUCAAGGGCACUCUUCAUCUUAUUGUCGGUCCUUCCCAAUCUACUUUCAUCCCUGGGCGUAGAAUUGGGGACAAUAUCCUCCUUGCCCAAGAGAUCAUUUGUGAUUACCAUAAAGCUGAUGGUCAGCCCAGAUGCACUUUUAUGGUGGACAUGAUGAAAGCUAAUGACACAGUGGAAUGGGAUUUCAUUAUUGCGACCCUUCAAGCCUUUAAUAUCCCCUCCACUUUGAUUGGUUGGAUCAAGAGCUGCAUCUCUUCCGCUAAAUUUUCAGUGUGUGUUAAUGGUGAGUUGGCAGGUUUCUUUGCUAGAAGGCGUGGUUUAAGGCAAGGCGAUCCCUUGUCUCCCUACCUUUUUGUGAUUGCUAUGGAAGUCCUCUCUCUUUGUAUCCAAAGAAGAAUAAAUUGCUCUCCUUGUUUCCGGUACCAUUGGCGGUGUGAUCAGUUAAAUUUAUCUCACUUAUGCUUUGCUGAUGACUUGCUCAUGUUUUGUAAUGGUGAUGAAAAUUCUGUUCGCACUCUCCAUGAUGCUUUCUCUAAUUUUGAGUCUUUAUCUAGCCUUAAAGCGAAUGUUUCUGAGAGUAAAAUUUUUCUUGCUGGUGUUGAUGGGAACUCAAGUGACUCUGUUCUUCAAGUUACAAACUUCUCUUUAGGAACGUGCCCAGUUCGUUAUUUAGGUAUUCCUCUAAUCACUUCUAAAUUGAGAAUGCAAGAUUGUUCCCCUUUGCUUGAUCGAAUUGAGACUCGUAUAAAAAGUUGGGAGAAUAAGGUGCUCUCCUUUGCUGGCAGACUGCAGCUCAUUCAAUCUGUUUUAUCUAGCAUCCAAGUGUAUUGGGCUUCUCAUUUGAUCCUUCCUAAAAAAGUUCUCAAGGAUAUCGAAAAAAGACUUCGUUGUUUCUUAUGGGCAGGUAAUUGCUCGGGUAGGGCUGCUACUAAAGUUGCUUGGUCUGAAAUUUGUCUCCCUAAAUGUGAAGGAGGGCUUGGCAUUAAAGACUUGCAUUGCUGGAAUAAAGCUUUAAUGAUCAGCCACAUUUGGAACCUUGUCUCUAGUUCCUCCAACUUUUGGACUGAUUGGGUAAAGGUUUAUUUACUAAAAGGUAAUUCGUUCUGGAAUGCUCCUCUUCCUUCUAUUUGCUCUUGGAAUUGGAGAAAAUUGCUUAAAAUUAGGGAGCUUUGUUGUUCUUUCUUUGUCAAUAUCAUUGGUGACGGUCGUGCUACUUCAUUAUGGUUUGAUAAUUGGCAUCCUCUUGGCCCUCUUACUCUUAGAUGGUCUUCUAAUAUUAUUGGUGAAUCUGGUCUCUCUAAGUCUGCCAUGCUUACUCCUAAUGGGUUUUAUUCAACUUCUUCUGCUUGGAAUACUCUUCGUCCUUCUAGGUUUAUUGUUCCUUGGUAUCGCCUAGUUUGGUUUGUUGCUGAGACUCACAACCAUCUGUUCUUUGAUUGUGCUUAUUCUUUUGGUAUAUGGACUCAUGUGUUGUCCAAGUGUGAUGUGAGUAAGCCUCUCCUCCCUUGGUCUGAUUUCAUCUUUUGGGUGGCUACAAACUGGAAAGGUAAUAGUUUACCUGUUGUGAUCUUAAAGUUAGCUUUACAAGCUGUGGUUUAUGCAAUUUGGCGCGAGAGAAAUAACCGCAGGUUUCGUAAUGAGAGCCUUCCUCCCGCUGUUGUGUUCAAAGGAAUUGUGGAGUCCAUUCGCCUCUGCUUAUUGUCUUGGAAGAUCCCUCAUACUCCUUCUAACGCUUACAUUUUUCAUGAAUGGAGACUAGCUUCUUAG